CCUUCAGUCAAUGUUCGACGUUCGUUUCGUUUGGUUCAGCGGAACACUGGAAUUGAGCUGUAAUCACGGCGUGGACAAGUCGCGCGCGGUCCUUCGCGGUUUUACCUGUACACUCUGCUGAAAGGUGGUAGUAAUUGAUUGCAAGUUUGGUGCCCUGGAGAAGCCAGAAGGAGUGUGUGCGUGGGUCGGGAGCUCACGGUUGUUCAGGAUACAGGUAGAGCAUUCGUAAAUCACAUUGCGCCACCGGUACCGAAGGAGCUGAGAGGCAGUCGCAGCAACAGGAGUCGACAGCCUUGGGCUCAUGAAUUAAUAACCCCAUCGGGGAAGGGGGCAGUGAUAUUUGGUGGAAAAAUUUUACACGGUCGAUACAUAGCUCCACGGCUAGUCAUCCUUGGGGCGGCCCGGGUAGGUUUUUGUCGGGUCGUAUCGUCGUUGUUAUUAUUUUUUAAUUUGCAUAAAUUAAAACAACCGAGAAAAUGAUAAAAGUGUAACAGUUUAUGGGCACGGCUCACGACACGAAAGGACUAACGACUGAAGAAGAAUAUUUGCACUGCACGGCCUUCUGCAUUGAAGUGGUUUCGUUGUAAAUCGUUUACGUGAUCGGGAUCUUUACGAGAAAACCGUGCACGAAUUGUUUCAAACAUCUGGUGGUGAAUUUUAUUCGAAUAUGCGUAGAUAAGAGUGGGUGGUGAAAUAUUUUUGAGUGACGUGACAAUCGGAUAUUUACUCAGUGUGUAACAUCGCCAAAGGUUAUUGAGGUUGAGCGAAAUAGUGGAAGCAGCCGGCCAAGCAAGGAAGAGGCCAGUUCUACCUUCAGUGCCAGACAGCAGGUCUCGAGCCUAAUUUAUGUCAAUAUACAUUACACCCAUAUAUUUAUCCGAACCAAGAGAACCACUUCAGUCUCAAGUGUGCUAAUGUGUAUUACCGUUAUUGAUGCCGAUGUUGUUGCUGCCCUCAGUGCGAUAUAGUUCCGGUUUGGACGGGAACAAGUGGCCUCGUGUAAUAUCAAUUAUAGUGCCAUCUUAUUAAUUAUAUCAGUGGUGACACACAAAGUGCACCCGGGGUCGCGUUUUAGGCCCCCUAACUGUGACCGGAUUCCACGCGCGCAUGAAUAAAUCAUCCCGGUGUAAGCUACAGUGCACGUAAGGAAUUUCAUUAAUUGGACUCAUAGUGCUGCGGUGGUGACCUGGAGCCUAGCGCCCGAUACGAUAAAUUGAUUCCGGUCCCUGUAAGACCGAGGGUGAAGGCUGUGUGUGUGCUUAAUUAUUAUCAGAUCACGGGAAGCUGCGGUUGACCACGAAUUCAGUGACCACAAAACGCGAUUAGGAUUAGAAUCCUCGGUGUUUGGUCUGUUUCGUUCGGCCACUCGCCCGGAACGGAAUUUCGCUCAAGUGUGUGACGGUUGGGAUUUUUCAAGUGUUGCCGUGGAGAUAGCAAACCCGGGACCGCUGAGCUGUUCUGGAAUUACUCAAGUGCUGGUGGGCAGCUGUUGCGUGGGGUUUCGGUGUCCAAAUCAAUCAAGCUGACCGACUCGGGCUGGUGGAAAAGUUGUUCGAUGAGCUGUGGAGAAAUGCUUCAGUGAUAAGAUUAUCUACUUGUGAUAUCAUUUUCGAAAUUCGACCAUUGCUACUAGUGUUGAAGUGAUUGAGUGUGGUGAAGAUUCGAGAUAGCGAAUAGGAAGCUGAUACGAUAUUGAUUGAGUUUUUGUUUUUCCGAGGCCCGUCCCACCGAAAAUAAGAAGAAAGGAGGAAAGUGGAGGAAACACACGGUUACACAAAUCAAAUUACACAAGGCCACGAUUCGAAGGAGAGCAAACAUGCCGAGCGGCAGAAGUAGUAACAGCAGCUGUGAAGAGCAGAACCUUUAGAGCCAGCAAACAUAUCGACACGACCAAGCAGCCAAGAAUCAAGCACGGGUCAGCAGAAAAAAAAGUCACGAAUUCGGAAGUGUUCAUCAGUAAGUGCAAAUUGGGUCAGUCUUGCUCGGUGCCACCACUCGGGUCAACACUGGUGGAUGCAAAAAUGGCCGUCAUCCGUUCGCCGGAAGUACUAGUCAACGCCGUUACCUGGUGGAACAAAUUCGUGCUGGUGCUCAUCUUCCUCGAGGUGUUCCUGCACGUUGAGACGCUCGAUUUGGAGAAAUGCAAAAAUCCAUUAGGGAUGGAGUCCGGAGCGAUCAACGAUUCGCACAUAACGGCGAGUUCGGCCCACGACAUCGGCAAUGUGGGCCCUCAGCAUGCCAGAUUAAAAGUGGACAACAAUGGAGGCGCCUGGUGUCCGAAGCACAUGGUCUCGCGGAAUCUGAACGAGUACCUUCAGAUUGAUCUGCAGAAAAUGCAUGUUGUCACGGCGAUCAAGACUCAGGGCCGUUUCGGCAAGGGCCAAGGUCGGGAGUAUACCGAGGCGUACGUGCUCGAGUACUGGCGACCGGGAUUUAGCAAGUGGAAACGAUGGAAAAAUACCCGAGAUAAUGAGAUUCUAUCCGGCAACACCAACACCUACAGCGAAGUAGAGAACAUUUUGCAGCCAAUUAUCUAUGCCUCGAAAAUCCGUAUCUACCCGUACAGCCAGUACGACCGGACGGUUUGCCUUCGGGCGGAAAUCAUCGGAUGCGAAUGGGACGAAGGAUUAGUUUCCUACAGCAUCCCCAAGGGCGUGAUUCGGGGGAUGGAGGUCGACCUUUCGGAUCGGACGUACGACGGAGAGGAGGAAGGUGACCGGCUGGUCGGGGGCCUAGGUCAGCUGGUGGAUGGUCAGAAGGGGGCCGACAACUUUCGCAUCGAUAUCCACGGUUUCGGAAAGGGUUACGACUGGGUCGGCUGGCGCAAUGAUUCACUCGGCUGGGCCGGAAAACCGGUCGAGAUGGUGUUCGAGUUCGACACGGUGAGGAACUUCAGCGCCAUGGUGCUGCACACCAACAACAUGUUCAGCAAGGACGUACAGGUAUUCCUUCAUGCGAAAGUUUUCUUCAGCAUCGGCGGUCAGCAUUUUAGCGGUGAACCAGUGCACUUCUCCUACAUGCCGGAUACGAUUAUGGAGAACGCUCGUGAUGUCACGAUCAAAUUACAUCAUCGCAUCGGACGCUACAUCCAGAUUCAUCUUUACUUUGCCAUGCGGUGGAUUAUGCUUAGUGAAAUAUCCUUCACUUCCAGUCCCGUGAUUGGCAAUUUCUCCGACGAGGAAGUGAACGGAAAUUCAAUAUUGCAGGAAAAUUCGAUCGAGUACCCGCUACAACGAGACGAAGUACAAACGGCCAACAAGGGCGAGCGGAACCAUGUGACUCAAAUUAUCUCGCCGAAACCGAUCGACCAGGAGCCGGAGCCACACUUUGUCGGCGUUAUCAUCGCGGUGCUGACUACUAUCAUUCUGCUGUUGAUCGUCAUCAUCCUGUUCAUCGUGGCGAAGAACAAACGCACCCGAACGGCUGCCGUGCUGGACGCGCUGCAGCACAAUUUGCAUACCGACAGUCUGGGGAUUGAUAAACGGCUGAAUAGUAAUUUUAAGGUAUCGAUAGAUGACAAUGAAUCGAUUGACAAGAGCAGCUUAUAUCACGAACCGUUCAAUGUAAAUAUGUACACCAGCGCCGCCAGCGGGUGUUCCAUGAACGACAUGCAGCGACAUCACAUUACCCCGGACUACACAGAUGUCCCGGACAUCGUGUGCCAGGAGUAUGCCGUACCGCACAUGCAGGACCUGAUACCGAAGAUUCCCGGCGGCUACGUGAGCGUCCGGCUGACACCGCCAACGUUGAACAAUAUCUUUCCAAAACCACCGCCAGUGCCCCCACCGCCGGAGAAGUAUUACGCGGCCACCGCCAUCUGUAAAUCAUCGACCGCUCCCACAACCCCCUCAAGCGGACAAAACAACCACCAGCAGCAACAGCAGCAGCUGAAUGCUUACAGCGAUCUGGAUCACGGUGUCUCGGACGAUGAUUUACAGCUCAGCGAGUAUCCUCGGGAUAAGCUGGUGAUAGUGGAAAAGCUCGGUUGCGGCGUGUUUGGCGAGUUGCAUCUCUGCGAAACCAAAGGAUACAGCUCAAACUUGGUCGCGGUAUCAACGCUGCGCCCCGGUGCAUCCGAGCACGUAAAGAAGGAGUUCCGAGCGAAAGCCAAGCAGUUAAGCCGGCUCAACGAUCAGAACAUUAUGAAACUGAUCGGUGCCUGUCUGAAGGACGAGCCGAUUUGUAUCGUUUUAGACUACAAAUUCAGCACGGACCUGAAUCAAUUCCUGCAGGAGCACACGGCCGAAACCGGUUCGCUGGUGCAGCAUAAUUCGUUAAGCUACGGAUGUUUAAUUUACAUCGCAACACAAAUAGCCUCCGGUAUGAAGUAUCUAGAGCAAAUGAAUGUAGUGCAUCGUGAUUUAGCAGCUAGGAGUUGUUUAGUAGGACCACAACUGGAGAUAAAAAUCUGUACACUAGGAACUGUGAUAAACCGUAUUGCAUAUCCCGCAGACUACUGCCACCUGGAGGGUGCUGGAAGACAAUCACAACCGAUGCCGAUUCGGUGGAUGGCAUGGGAAAGCGUCCUGAUGGGUAAAUUUACAUCAAAGUCUGACGUGUGGGCGUUCGCCGUAACGCUGUGGGAGAUCCUUACGUUCGCCCGGGAACAGCCCUUCGAGAAUCUGAGUGACGAGAAGCUGAUCGAGAACAUCGGACACAUGUACCAGGACAACAAGAAACACCUCCUGCUGCCCAUACCGGUUGGCUGUCCGCGUGAAAUCUACGACCUGAUGUGCGAGUGCUGGCAGCGAAACGAAAACAGCCGACCGAACUUCCGAGAGAUCCAUCUAUUCCUGCAGCGGAAAAAUCUCGGGUACAAACCAACUGCUUCCUUUUAAUAUGUAGGAAAAAUAACUAGUCCCCAAAGCGCAUCAUCGUCAUUUAUUUUUACAUCCGUAGACGUACGUCGUUUGAUUUGAACUAACUAUGAUUUCUCAUAGAGUUUAAUCCGAUUCAGUUUUUAAACAAAUUGCAUUUAAUUUAUAUCAGUUUUAGUACGAACAUUCACAAACUUCUGUUAAAUUUUUGUUCGCAUUAUUCCACUGUUUCGAUUUCGUUUAGUAGCGAACAAACAACACUAAUAUCGCCUUCAAAAUUCUCUCCAACUUUUAUAGUGAAUACUUUCAUCACAUCUAAGACGAUUCGAAUCAGAGCAGGCGGAAAUUGUACGAAUUUAUGAACUCAAUAAAUUGUUAUAAAACACACAAAACACAGUGAAGAAAAAACCAAGCAAACCGCCGCCGCCAGGAAUGACAUUGCACCGACACGGCACAAAGCGGGAUUUUGUGAGUCGGCACAAUUCUCUAUUGCUAAAAUGCGGAACAAUCAAGAUGACGAGACUUUAAAGGAACUUAGCCCUAUAUCGAAUUCACUGAAGCGAACGAAAAUAAGCAAAGUUUAUGCAAAUACAACGUAAUUGUGAUCCCAUUCUAGAUGUAAAACUGUAAACAAAAUCCCACUUUGCAAAGAAUGGUAAAUCGUUAUUGGUGAAAAUGCACGCGAAGGUAAUUCCAUUCUGUUACUUGAGUCAAUAAUCAAUUGGGAAAUUGACAAACAGUGUAAUUAUGUUUUGAUCAAAAGGUUCACAUUUUGGGCAUACACUGAGACGAAAAAGGGGGUAGUCGGUAGCAUAAUUCAGAUUUACUAUUGACAACGGGGAAAGUUUGCCCAAGAGCAGUUAUUUGAACACCACUGUUUGUAUUUUCACCACAAUUAAGCCACCGAAAGGAAGUAGGCGAUGAUCGAUUCUGCAAAGUGAUCGUUAGUGUGCGUGCUGCACUGUACAUAUUCAAUCAAAUCAACAGUUGCCAUUCGUUUAAAUUAUUAAUAUAUUUAGUUAUGAAUCGAAAAAUGCAUUGACAAUUAUCAAAAUAAAUUAAAUUCCAUAUCGAUCAAAAUUGAACAAAUAAAACUGGGCAAGGGCAAAAGUCGCCUUCGUUCAUCUAGCGGACAUACACAAACCCCUAUAGGACCUUCAGGAACACGCAGCGUGACGAACAAGUAUUCAAUAUUCAUAAUUGUAUACAUUUUUAAUCAUUACAUGGGCGCACUUUCCGGAUUACGGUUCGUAAGUAGGCAAAAAAAAUUGAUUACUUUUUUCCUCCAAUUCAUAAAUUAAAGGUCGAGCUUAAUUUGAAUUAUCGCAUGUUUUCAGUACAAAUUUCAUUUUUCAAGCCUUAUUUAUUAUUUUGCCACUUAAAGCAUACAACCGCCCCUACCACCCACCAAUACUCACACCGCUCACGCACACGAACACACAACAAAUCCCGAAAAUGCAUCAGAAGCGAACAUAGCCUCCUCGAUUAUCCCCAGUUCCGCCGAAUCACGUCCGGCCAGGGGGGUUGGCCGUGAUCGCUUCUGAAAACAACAUUCAGAGGAAAGAAUAAAAGAAUCCCAGUAAUUGAGCCAAUCAGUGUUCCACCUGCGUCCCGCGGCCUACGCAGUUUGGCUAUACAAACAUUGAAGAAUUAAUAGAUUAUCAAUGUACCGGAAAAAAGGCAACGUCAUUUCCGAAACAAUCGCAAUUAAAAAAAAUGUAACUCGAAAUACUUUCUGUUAUUUUCAUCUAUAGACGAUAUGAAACUUGAAAUGUAAAUUUUUUUAUUAGGUAUUAAUUCCUUUCGAAUAUUAGGUUUUUUUACUUUUAACUGUAAAUUCGAACAGGUGGAGUCUGAAAACGUUUCCAUUGACACUUGAACGUCAAUGAACAUGGUUUUCAGUGAGUAGCCACUGAAAAAAAGGUCCACACAAUAUGGUGUAGGUUUCAAAAGGUAGGACCUCUUUCCAGAGAAAUUCUAGUAAUAUUGCAAAGUACGACAAAAAUUUAAAUGAGAAUAAAAACGAAACAGAAGGUAUUAUGUAUCAUACGACGUAUUUAUACUUUAAUCGAUAAGUAGAAUGUAUUAUAGUUUUUCUUUUUCUGUACAUAACAUUGAACAAAAAAGCAAAUAGUAAGUAAUGCAUAAGUAGUAGAAGAGCAAGUACUGAAAGAAGAAAAAUAUCAUUUUAACAGUAACUAUUACGAAGAAGUAAUUCUUUUCUAAUCGAAAUUACAAACCCUGAUAAAAAAUGGAUCAAUAAAAUACGAGAUGUAAGAGCAUUUAUCAUUCGUAUGAAUGACUAUUGAGUAAAACAAAAAAACUGCGUUUUCUUUUCUUCUUGCCUCAAUCGCUGUACGAACUCCAUGAUACAAUUAUUGUUUUGAAGAAUGAUUUUUGUUUUAAUUUUCACACAAUCGACCUGCUCUAUUGCCAAUGCUGAGAAAGAAUUGUUGACAACCCCAUCCAUAAUGAACAUAUAUAACACUCUUUCCGGUUUGGUUAAAUUGGUUAACAAGCUCCAUUGCACUGAGGCGAAAAA
Topomyia yanbarensis is the source of this 7359-nucleotide messenger RNA. It is a transcript of the gene Ddr, whose product is annotated as discoidin domain-containing receptor tyrosine kinase B. NCBI's taxonomy places the organism in Eukaryota, Metazoa, Arthropoda, Insecta, Diptera, Culicidae. The record is from RefSeq and is a predicted model, not a curated record. Gene Ontology annotation, cellular component: signaling receptor complex. Gene Ontology annotation, molecular function: collagen binding; ATP binding; protein tyrosine kinase collagen receptor activity. Gene Ontology annotation, biological process: positive regulation of kinase activity; protein phosphorylation; multicellular organism development. Bases 2022 to 4838 code for a protein of 938 amino acids. The transcript is spliced from 17 exons.